Parus major (Great Tit) is the source of this 1592-nucleotide messenger RNA. RefSeq names its product Sp7 transcription factor (gene SP7). Gene Ontology annotation, biological process: regulation of transcription by RNA polymerase II. Bases 202 to 1191 code for a protein of 329 amino acids. The record is from RefSeq and is a predicted model, not a curated record. The transcript is spliced from 2 exons. NCBI's taxonomy places the organism in Eukaryota, Metazoa, Chordata, Aves, Passeriformes, Paridae. Gene Ontology annotation, molecular function: RNA polymerase II cis-regulatory region sequence-specific DNA binding; DNA-binding transcription factor activity, RNA polymerase II-specific.
CCGCACCGAGCCCCGGCAUCCCGGGACACCGGCAUCCCGGCCAGCGGCACACCGCCACAGCGCGACAGCGCGACACCGCGACAGCGGCGUCCCCGCGGGCAGGACCCUCCCCUGGCGUCCCCGGAGCGCGGCUGCCGAGUGCCAUGGCCGCGAGCUCCCGCUGACAUCGCCCCCACGCCUCGGGGAGCCCCCACCGCAGCCAUGGGUGACUCCUACGCCGCCGCCUUCCCCAGCGCCCCGGGGCUGCUGUCGCCGUCCGCCAGCCCCCAGGCCUCCCCCGGCCCCUACGGCCCCGACUACGGCCCCUUCGGCCACCCCUUCCCAGCUCCCUCCGGCGCCCAGGAGGUGCUGGGGGCCCCCGUGGUGGUGGCGGCCAAGGGCCACUCCCCGGGCGAGUGCCUGCCGGGGGUGUACCCCUCGCUGGAGAUGCCGCACCCCUACGGCUCCUGGUACAAGGGUGGCAUCGGGGGGGGGCUGCCGGGGGGCUCCGGGCCCGCGGCCCCGUCCUGGUGGGAUGUGCACCCCAACGGGGGCUGGCUGGGGGGCCCGGCGGGCGCCGAGGGGCUGCAGGGCUCGCUGCAGGGCCAGCCCACCCUCAGCCCCCCUCUGCCCAGCUACAGCUCCGAUUUCGGCGCUCUGAACCCCCCUCCUUACAGCAACGCCCCCGCGGCGCCCCCCGCCCCUAAACCCACGCCGGGCGAGACCCCGAAGGGUCCCCGCGGCGGCUCCUUGGGGGGACGCCCGGCGUGCGAUUGUCCCAACUGCCAGGAGCUGGAGAGGCUCGGCGGCCCGGGGGGGUCGCGGCGGAAGCCGGUGCACAGCUGCCACAUCCCGGGCUGCGGAAAGGUGUACGGCAAAGCCUCGCACCUGAAGGCGCACCUGCGCUGGCACACGGGGGAGAGACCCUUCGUGUGCAACUGGCUCUUCUGCGGGAAACGCUUCACCCGCUCCGACGAGCUGGAGCGCCACGUCCGGACCCACACGCGCGAGAAGAAGUUCACCUGCCUGCUGUGCAGCAAGCGCUUCACCCGCAGCGACCACCUCAGCAAGCACCAGAAGACCCACGCCGACCCCGGCCCCCCCAAGCCGCCCCCCGGCGCCGAGCAGCCCCCCGCGUCCCCCCGGCCGCCGCCCGCCUCGCCCGGCAAGGACGGCGGCAGUCCCGAAGCCGGGAGUUUGUUGGAGAUUUGAGCCUUUCAGCCUUUGUCUUCCUCCUCCUCCUCCUCCUCCUCCUCCGCGCCGCUGGGGAUAUUUAUUACGGGAUGCUUCUCCCCCAGGCUCCCCCCCUCAAUUCUCCAGCUCCUCAUUAGCUAUUCUAAUUUAUGUCUUAAAUUAUGGGGGAGGCUCUCCGAGCGCUCUGGGGCUCACAGGGGGGUGUCGAGGUGAGAACCCCCCUUUCUGUUUUCCCUUCAACCCCCCCCAAACCUUCUUGUCCCCCAGCCUUCGCCUCGCCCCCCGCACUCAGGGACAGGGUUUGGCCCCCUCCCCCGGCCUGGUUCAUCAGUGCUAAUAUAACGUGUUCCCCCCUCUUUUUUUAGCUGCCUGCCCCUCCUGCCCCCCUGGAAAAAAGCAAUAAAAGGAUUGAGAGUGGA